GCCCGUCACUUGGCGAGGCUUCCCUUUGCAACAACGCGCGAGUCUCAUUGAGAAGGAAAAAAAGUCGGUAUCGUCUUCUUCCAAGCGCGCAGUCCUGAUUUUUGCAUGGGGAUGCAAGGAUGUGACCCGAAGAUUACAUAAUUAGAAGGCAUUUGUUAUGCUUGCAUUUCAAAUCAGCGAUGAGCAUGUGACAGUCCCAUCCUGGGAAACGUCAGGCCACCAUUGCUCUCCUUUCUCUGCUCUCUUGCACAGCGCUAAUUCCCAACUCUGGCAACUGCCAGUGCUGACGGAGCUUCGCCUAGCCUGGGGGUUCAGGCCAUCUGACCCAUCGCAGGGCUCACAUGCGGGCAGCUCUAGACCAUGGGAUGUUCCCAGUGACCAGCCAGAGCCCUCCAGAGUGAGGACAGGAGUCCCUGCGAGGACGCACACCCUAUAGCAGCCAUGGACUCAAACAAACAAGAAGGAGGGACUGAAAGUGUGCCUGUGAGUAACCCUGCAACACAGAUUUCCCAGUUGCAGGCAUUAGCCUCUGAGUUGAAGGCGGGUUUCACAGAAGCGAUGCAGGAGCUGUCACGAAUCCAGCAUGGCGAGUACGCCCUGGAGGAGAAGGUCAAGAGCUGCCGCUGUGCCAUGGAAGAGAAAGUGGCUGAGAUGAAGAACUCCCUCAACACGUUCAAGGAGGAGCUCAGCGAUGCAAAGUCAAUGAUUGAAGAAAUCAGCGCCAAGCAGGAGGAAAUGCAACAGAAAAUCGAGCAGCUGCAGCAAGAGAAGCGGCGGGAAUCACGGAAAAUGAAAGCGAAAAGAGCACAGAAGGACGACCACGGGUCACAGACAGUACCCACGCCUCUCCAAGGCAGCCCAUUUCGAUCCAUUAACCUGCCAGACCCUGUGCUGAUCAAUGAAGAUUUUACUAGUCUUUUGCACAACGUGACCUACGAAAAAGUGUCUGACACCAGGAUCAUGCCAAUGGGAGACGGGGGCGUGAAAGUCAUAGCAGGUCCAGGAGCGGCCAUAGAGACAGAUGAUGGCCUCAAGCCUUCCUUGACAACGGAUGGUCAGUCAAAGGUGCAUCUGCCAUCGACAGUGUGGAAGCAGCCCAAGGACACUAAGGACUGGGGAGAUGAAUAUAUAUCCAAAGAGCAACCAGAGAGAGGGAAAGAUAUGGGCCAAAGCAGAUACAGCUCAGCAGACAACAUUAUAUGUGAACCCUCUUUGGCUGCUAAAAGGCAGAACAUCGCUUUGGAGUUGCUGGAGUCAGAAAGGAAAUAUGUCAUCAACCUUUCCCUAAUCCUGAAGAUCAAGGCCACAUUGCAAGGACCAGAUGUGAAAAGGAGCACCAAAGAGAGAAGUUUCUUCCCCAACUCUUUGCGGUACCUGGUCCAGCAGCACGUCGAUUUACUUCACGCUCUACAGGAGAGAGUCUUGAGCUGGCCACGCCAAGGGAUCCUAGGAGACAUCUUCCUGAAGUUAACAAAUGAUGAGAACAAUUUUCUGGACUACUAUGUUGCUUACCUGAGGGACUUGCCAGAAUGUAUCUCUCUGAUCCACGUGGUGAUCCUGAAGGAGGUAGAAGAAGAAAUCAAAUCUGACCUCUACAUUCUGUUCUUCCAUAUAGUCCAGCGAAUCCCCGAAUACCUUAUUCAUCUACAGAACGUCCUGAAGUUCACGGAGCAAGAGCAUCCUGAUUAUUACCUGCUGCUGGUGUGCGUGCAGCGCCUCCGGGUUUUCAUCUCACACUACAGCCUCCUCUUCCAAUGCAACGAGGACCUGCUCAUACAGAAGCGCAAAAAGCUGAAGAACACGACGAUGGAUUUCUCCUCCCUCAGGUCGUCCCUGGUGAAGCUGUACAAAGGUCUCACCUCCCAGUGUACGAGCCAAGAGGUUUCUCCAACACCAAGCGCAACCUCUAUCCGGGACAGCGGGAUCCACUCCGAAGAAACCAUACAGUCGUUCCCACCAGCACCUUCCUCUGGCACGACAACCCCGCAUUUGAUGCCCCAGAUGAAGAAAUCCCAGCCAGCUGUGAUGGAGAACAUCCAGGCUGUAAAGCCCCCCGACUGGGAAAUGGAAAGUAGAAAACAUGAGAGGCCAGAGAACAUCCUUGCAUCCUCUCAGCUCACGGAGCAGGAACUCAAGGCUCUGACAGCCCCCUUACAAUCUAUCCCCGAAAUGGAGUAUGAAGCACCGCCAGCUGACGCGGUGGGAAACACUGAGAGAGCCAUCAGGACCUCUGUGGAGCUGCUGCAGGAUGCGAGGAACUUUGCGCCAAGCUAUGAAGAGUUUGACUACCCUGGGGAAGUUUUCACCCUGCCAGGCCCCUAUGAAGACGACGCCUUCCAAAACCUUGCUCUCUUUGAGAAUUGCUCCCCAGCCUCUUCCGAAUCCAGCUUAGACAUUUGCUUCCUUAGGCCUGUUAACUUCACGUCAGAACCGGAGAGGACAGAUCAUGCCUUACAGCCAUUGCCUAAGAGCUGUACUCCCGUAAGCAGCAGUACUUACAAGCGUGAGAUGUUCCACAGCAAAGGCAAGCAGCUGAGCAGGUCCCUGAAGGAGCUGCCGAGGAGCGCUGAGGGCGUGAGCGCCAGACUCUACAGCACGAGGAGCAGCAGUGGGAGCCGGCUGCAGCAGAAGCAGGAGAGAAAUGUCCAGCCUCACAUGAUCUCAGCUUCAUCUCGAAGCUCCCAAAGGAGCUACUUCCCCCCACAGAGAGGAGCGGGUGAAAAACAGAGCUUUUUGGAAGAGCUCCAUGCAGAAGACAACACCAGGUUCUGCCAGAAGGAUGACAAUGAGCAAACAUCCUUCAGCGACCACAACCCGCGGCACGAGCCCAAGGGGGGUUUCCGGAGCUCCUUCCGCAAGCUCUUCAAAAAGAAAUAAGCAGCCCCAAGAGAGGCAGGCCACAGCCUAAGCGCGACAGUGCUUCCCCAGGUCCCUGAGGGUGGAGACAGACAGCAAGGCCCUGAGAUCCCCCCCCUUGACUAACACAGUAGGUGGAGGGGUGGGGGAGAGGAGACGGUCACGGCUGCCUCACAAAUGCAGCCUGCUCUUCCUAGCACAGGGGAGGGCCAGGCGAUGGGUUGAAGCAGAGCUCAGCCAGCAGGUCCAGUAAGCACAGGAACUUGCUAGCUUUCACCCCUGCCUGACUUGAACUUAACUUUCCUUGGAGUUUUGGAAAGCUUUGGCCAAAUCCCAAUCUCUUCUCCUCCCCCUCAUCCCCCGAUGUUGCUUGAUUUCCCAUACCUCUCUGCUCUUCCCAGUUCAAACCAAGCCUAAUUUGGGCUCACCCACAACAGAAAGGUUUUGUCUUUGCAGCAUUUGCAUCCUGGCCAGAAGUCUGAAGUUCUCCUCUUUCCCGCACGUUCUAAAGAAAACCCAUCAUCAAGAUAUUUUCCAGGAGGCCAGCUCACAUUACCCAGCUGGGUUGAGGAGGUCUGAUAAGAAUCAGCUGAAGCACCCAGGCUUUGUACUGCUUAGCUAGCAGCAUCCUUUCUUUCGGACUUCCAUCACUCCCUGAAAUCUUGCUCUACCUUUUAUUCGAUGUGUUGUUCCUUGAAUUGCCUCCUACCAUACGAAUCUCUACUCUCACUGUCAGGAUCACCUGUAUCUCCAGGCAGGUGGCAUUGGUUGAGUCCAGGGCCCACCACAGGAGACAAAGACUCUUCUCCACUCUCUCCCCACCAUGGACCGAUGCAGACACUGACACAGUCAACCAGCGUCCUGGCUCCUGGUCUGUAAUACAUUUUGAAUACUCUUUGCUAACUCUCUUUGGCCUGACACCUCCUUACAAGCCCCAGCAUGUGCAGUACCCUGCUUUGGAGCAGCUCUUCCAGCUAACAUUGAGGCAUCAGGGCAGGAAAGGUGAUGGUGCCCCACGUUCAGCGUCACAAGAACUCCUUCUUGUGCAACGAUACUCUUCCUCCCACAACAAAGCCACGAGCAUGCCCUCCCCACAUCUCGAUGUAAAAAACCGUUAGCAAUGCUGUUUUCUAUAGAAGACUAGAUUGUAGCUUUUGUUAAAACAACAAUAUGGAGGGAACCAUAGCCCUUCUAGUGCAUUCUCCACGCCACACCUCAGCAGCAAGAGCAACUGAUCGCUCAGGGCUGUGACAUCAGCUGGAGCUGGGGCAUGCUGAGGGCAGCUUCAAGAAGAAAGGUGGUUUUAUCACCCUCUUUUGGCAGGGUUGGGACGCUGGUCUGUCAUCUCACCUGAAGAGGCCAUGAACCGUCUCAGCAGGGCCAACGGCAACCUCCUGGGGGGCAAGGCUGUGAGAUGAGGGGCUUGGCAUGCCAACACCAGUGCAGGGGGACUGAAUCUGGUGCCCGAUGGCUCCCCACCCGGUGGGGCAAAAAGAAGAGCACCCACCAUGCUGUACGGCUCUCCCGGAAGCGGCAACGCUACAGGGAGGGCAGGAAGCCAGCGUCCCAGGCUGCAAUGGCUAAACACCAGCGGCAGACCCAGGGCCUGCAGCUCUUCAACAGUGCCGGCUGACCUGCAGUUAUCGAACCUGCUUUUCCUCCUCUCGGGGAGGGGAAGAGGUGUGUGUGAAAAGGGGUUUUAACCCAACCCAAACAGAAUCUGUCUUUUAUCUCAAAGCUUUUCCAACGUUUCAAGAAAAUGACCAAGCAAAGCCCUUGAGAUUAAAAUGUUUUGGCCAAGCAAAACGCUAGAGACUAGAAUGUUUUAGCCAGUGCCUGCCCCAUAUAUUUUACUGGACCCAAAAUAGUUCCCCAAAACCCACCUCUCCUCCUUCCAAAGGGGGAAAAAAACCCAACUUAUGCUAGAUUUUUUGUGUGUGUCUUUUGGAAACUAUUCCAGAAAAAUUUUUUUUGUUUAAACAAAAAAAAAUGACAAAAAAAAAAAUUCAAUCUCUUUCUCUCUCCCUCGCAUCCUCAUUAAGUCACAAAUUCCCUGGCCUUUCUUACCCAGCACUGCUCCACGCUGACCAGCCAUGCAUCAGCAAGACACUCCUAGGACUUAGCAGCCCUCAGUCAGACAGCACAGAGCCAGGAUAGCCUGUACGUAAGAAGAGCCAGAUACCUGUAACUGAGGCAUCAAUGAAGCCUAUUUGUUCUGCAAAGGAAUCAGCCACAGCCAGACCUAUUUGUUUGUCCAUGGAACCAGAGUUUUAUGUAUACAAGACACGUUUCCCUCCCCAACAUCAUCCCUGUCCAGUCAUGCCAAGAUGCGGGCAAAUGUUUUGGGAAAAAGGAUGACGAAAGGAAGGAGGAGGAAGGCAAAGGGCUGGGAACAUACUCAGAGGACCUGAGAAGAGGCACAGUCUAGGCCAGUGGUGGGAGGUAAAAAGAAAGGGUUGAGGAGUCAGCAGAGCCAAGUGCAACUGCCCAUCUGCAUGCAGAGCACUCAGAAGCAUGAGCCUGAAAGCCAUACACAUGCUGUGCCUGCUGCACGGGCUCUUGGGAGCGCUGCUAAGCACAGGCCUGCCCGUAUCACAGGCGGGUGCUCAGAGGCCAGUGAUGGGAGCUGCUACUCAGAUCUUUCUGUGUCAUCUGGCUCUCCCAUUUCUGCACGGACAAAAGCAAAGCAGGGAACCCUUUCAGCGACACCAGACAUCCCAUCUGUUGGGAGAGAAGGCUGACUAUGCAGUGUCAGAAGCUGGAUGAGGAGAGGGUGGUUUGGAGACCUUGGUAACUGUGGGCAUAGUGAGAAUGUCCUAGCAUGGAGAGUUGCUAUGUGGAUUUUUAAGGUUUAGCUUGCUGUAAUACACUGAUGCUGCCAAGGGCUCUGAUGUUCAUGUCUUUGUGUCUCACACACAACCAGACUUCUAUCUUUCAUUGCACAAAUUUGCUCCUUGCACCUGCCAGGCAGAUGCCAGGGCAGAAAUAGGGACAAAAGGGAAAACCUACCUUGCUACAUCUCCUGAGUGAAGAAAUCCUCCCAGAGUGGCAGACCCUUGCUUGUAAAAUGCACAUGGAUUUUAGCUUCUGUCUUACUGAUUUAAGGCAUGGUGAGACUGAUGGAUAUUAUUUCUUUCUGCUCCUGUGUGAGUUCUUACUUCCGGGCCUACACUUAUCAUUUGAGAUGUCCUGAAUCUUUCCUUGUACCCGCUCACAAUCUGCAAAAUGUAAAUAAAAUGAGUGAAUGAUGCUCAGUACCACAACAGAAACACAAAGCCUCUUGUAGGAUCCAACCCAACCUCAUCUUUAGUAUGUGUGUGUGCUCUCCAUUAUUUUUCUUCCUGUGCCAAAUAAAUGUUGCUUUUAAAUAA
Molecule: messenger RNA, 6227 nt
Organism: Dromaius novaehollandiae (emu)
Lineage: Eukaryota; Metazoa; Chordata; Aves; Casuariiformes; Dromaiidae
Gene: ARHGEF33
Product: Rho guanine nucleotide exchange factor 33
Exons: 16
Coding region: 442-2877 (811 amino acids)
Molecular function (GO): guanyl-nucleotide exchange factor activity
Source: RefSeq, a predicted model, not a curated record